Salvelinus namaycush (lake trout) is the source of this 1419-nucleotide messenger RNA. RefSeq names its product POU domain, class 5, transcription factor 1-like. Gene Ontology annotation, biological process: regulation of transcription by RNA polymerase II. Gene Ontology annotation, molecular function: RNA polymerase II cis-regulatory region sequence-specific DNA binding; DNA-binding transcription factor activity, RNA polymerase II-specific. The record is from RefSeq and is a predicted model, not a curated record. Lineage: Eukaryota; Metazoa; Chordata; Actinopteri; Salmoniformes; Salmonidae. The transcript has 5 exons. The coding region runs from base 1 to 1419 and encodes 472 amino acids.
AUGUCGGAGCGACCCCAGAGCCCUACUUCGGAGUGCAACAGCCGGCCUGAUGACUUCAGCCGGGCCAUGUACGCCCAGGCCUUGAGUCAAGAGGGGUUUGGAGGCGCGUCGCUCCAGAUCCCACACGGCGUUCUACAACAUCAUAGUCUUCUCUUCAACAAGGCCGCAUAUAAUGGGAUGCCUCCAACAACCAAUCAAACCUUUUUGCCAUUCCCACCGGGCACUGGUGACUAUAGGGCCUCCGACUUGCACGCCGGUGACUUUUGCCAACCCAAACACUGGUGUCCUAUCGCCGCUCCGGAGUACACCGGCCAAGUAGCAGGGGUCGCAGCGGCUACCCACCCCACAAACCUGAGCCAACCUAACACCGAAACCAGGGAACAAGUCAAGAUGUCCGAAAUAAAGCUCGAGAAGGAUGUCAAUGACGAGUAUGGGCAAAAGAUUCAACAUUAUCCAACUCCACCUUCGUCUGCUGUAGCUCACGGGGUUUACUACUCGACCCCAUGGAACUCGUCGUUUUGGCCCGGAUUUCCCCACACCACGGCUGCGAAUACCAAUACUCAAAACCUCAACUCCAUACCCUCAACAUCGUCUUCAUCGUCCCCAUCUCUCUCGCCCUCACCCCCCAGUAAUGGGUUACCCGGGGUCACGUUCUUCAACGGGAACGCAAGCCAAACUGCCCAAGCGCCUCAGGCGCAAAUCUCUACCCGGAGCAGUGGUUCCUCCAGCGGCGGGUGCAGUGACUCGGAAGAGGAGGAGAACCUUUCAACUGAGGAGCUGGAACAGUUUGCCAAGGAGCUGAAGCACAAGCGUAUUACUCUGGGUUUCACACAAGCAGAUGUGGGCCUGGCCCUAGGCAACCUUUAUGGCAAGAUGUUCAGCCAGACUACAAUUUGCCGCUUUGAAGCGCUCCAGCUUAGUUUCAAGAACAUGUGCAAGCUGAAGCCCCUGCUCCGGAGAUGGCUGAAUGAGGCUGAGACCUCGGACAACCCCCAGGAUAUGUACAAGAUCGAGCGGGUAUUUGUGGACACCAGGAAGAGGAAGCGGAGGACCAGUCUGGAGGGGUCGGUGCGCACUGCUCUGGAGUCCUACUUUGUCAAGUGUCCCAAACCGAACACCCAGGAGAUCACACACAUUGCUGAUGACCUGUGUCUGGAGAGAGAUGUGGUGCGUGUGUGGUUCUGUAACCGCAGACAGAAGGGCAAGCGCCUGGCCCUUCCAUUCGAUGAGGAGUGUGAAGGACAGUACUAUGAGCAGAGCCCCCCUCCCCCGCACAUGGCUCACUCCCCCCUGCCUGGGCAGGGGUACUCUCUCUCCAGCCACCCUGGGGGCCCCACCUUCUACAUGCCCCCCCUCCAGAGGCCAGAUGUCUUUAAGCAGGCCCUGCACCCUGGACUGGUGGGUCACCUGACAAGCUAA